AUGCCCGCCUCUGUCACGCCGAACAUUCCUGCCAACGUCAUCAUGGUCAGUCCAUUUUGACGACCCACAACGAUGGCUCUUUUUUCGUUAUCAGUCAAAUCCUUUUUUCCAGAGAUUCUUCCCAUGUCUGAAAAACAUGAAAAAAAAUCAUAUGGCAACAUUGUUAAUUUUUAAAAAAAUUUAAUAAAAAAAUAAAUAAAAAAAUAAAAAGCAUAAAAAAACAAAAAAAUGGAAUUCAAUAAAAAAAUGCCUAAAACGCGUCACAGUCAUUGCGGACAUGUCUUUAUAUACCGUAUAUGUUUCAAAGUAUAUUUUUACAUUAUCCCUGAAAGUUAUAUAUAAAUCGGAUAAGUACUCGAUAAGUAUCCCCAAAAAACCAAAACUUAAUAGACUUUUGAGCGGUACUGUAUGAUCUUUUGGUCGCAUUUGGAAUGGAUCAAGGCGUCGCGGUUGUGUGGCGGCUAAAGAGUUUUUAAUUGAUUCACGUGUGGCUUAUAAUUCAAAAAGAACUGGGAAACAGAAAUUGAGCGCGAAUCAUAGUGCCGUGUUCAAAGUAAUUUCGCGAAAUGCAAAAUGGUCUCUGACUCUCCAAAAUCUAGUGAUCUUUUCCUUUCUCUAACGGGUAUUUUGCAUUUCGGGGAAUCAAAUUGAACACGGCAUAAAGAUUUAGACACGCAUAAAGAUUUAGACACGCUAGGAUUUUCCUAGGCCCAUGCGUCCUAGAGCCGCCUUGAAGUUUACAAGGCUUCCCAUGUUUUUCCUAUGCUAAAAAGCGCAAGUCGUUCUGGGUCGGGCGCAUCUUGAGGUUAAUCAUUCCAAAUGCGACUAAUUGACUUGAGAGCUCAUCUUCACUGAACGUUGAUUUUCCCAGACUUUGAUCGAAUUCUGCUCCCACGUCGGCGAGAAGCUCCACACGAUUUAUAGAGGAUUCGAGUUAGUUUUAAGAAAAAGACUUGGAACCCUGUGAUUGUUUGAUUAUGGUAGUUUUUGGAUGGAAUUUGUUUUUUUAAAAUAAGCUUCGGUUUGAGAAAGAUCUGCUCGCUUUCCUAGUCCUUUUUUUCAUUUUGAAGUGACAUUUUUGUUUAAAAUUGAUUUUUUCACCUUCAACUUGUAGUUUCUAAUUUCGAAUUUCUUUUAGAUGUUCUAAUUUGAAAAGUUUGUGAUCUUAAUAAUAUUCUUCAUAGAACAUCUCAUCAUUAUUUUAGUCUGAUCAGGUUUUUAAUUUCAAGUCUCUCAAGCUCCGCCCUUAAUGGCAUGAUAAACCAAUCAGAGAACGAGCCAUUCACAGAGCGUUUUUUUGAAUGACGUCAUUGAAAUUCAAAAUGAACAGAAAGUUUCAGCAAUUAGUGUCUAAAAUCACAGUUUUUAAUUUUCCUAAAAUUUUGCUCUUUCUGUAGUUUUAAAAUCACAUUCUGGCCUAAAUUUCACCUUAAAUAUCUCCUUAUUGCUCAUAUUUCAGCAAACUGACCGGUUUCUCGAACUGGUUUGGCAGCGAGGUCACCUACUUCAACCAGGAAUCUUUCACUAGACCGGUUUCGGUCAACAAAUUGACCAUCACUGAUAAGCCCAAGUUGGAGGUGAUUUUUUGCAUGAAAUGUGAAAAGUGUCUAGAAUUUGAAGGGAUUUGUUGAGAGGAAUUGAGAGGAGAGGGCGCUUUUAAAUUAAUAAACAAAGAAAAAAAACUGCGCUUUUAAGUUUUUUUAGUAGAGUUAUAACUGCUCAAAAAAGCCGAAAAUUAUAUUUUCUCCACAAAAAUGGUGAUUUUUUUGAACUCUAAGACGUUAUAGGUGGCCCUAGGGGCAUAAUUUGCAGCUUUUUUUUCUUCUUUCAAUUAAAGAACUGGAAAUGAACUUUUUACAAUCUUUUUUUGAGAUGAAUAAAAAGAAAUGAAACAAGCAUUGAAGGUGAUUGAACGGAGUGGAACUGAACUCCAUGAUCACUCCGAAAGGCUCGAUGUUUCGGAUGGCUGGGCGAAAAGUAAAGAUGGAAGCAAGGUUUCAAUUAAAAACCAUUUGUAAAUCGGAAAAAAUUGAUUUUCCAGGUUCAUUACUUUAUGGUGAAACCGAAAAAGAUGAGAAACGAAGGACCUCAUCCGGUACUUUUCUAUGGAUAUGGAGGUUAGACCCUGUUAAAAAGGCGAAAAAAAGGGCUCUAAUAAAUGAUUUUUGUUUUUCGAGCCUUAUUUUAUACUGCUCAUAGCUUUUUAAGAUGGGGAAAAAUGAGAUUUCAUUAAGGUUUCCAACACGCUCUGCUUCCUGGCUAUUCGAUUUCUCGGCCCUAUUUUUUGACCAAAUACGACGCUAUCUUUGUCCUUGUCAAUACUCGAGGCGGCGGGUUUCAUUUUUCAGAAUUUUUAAGAAUAAUUUGAGGAGUUUUCUAGAGAAUUCGGCGAUGAAUUCUACCACGAUGGUCGGUUAUUGAAGAAACACAACGUUUUUGAUGAUUUCCUGGCGGUUGUCAAGGAUUUUAUCGAUCGAGGUGUCACUACCCCGAAAUUGUGAGUUUCGAGGGGGAAUAAAGUAGAAAAUUUCACGGAAAAAUGACGAAAAAAAUGAUCUUUAUUAAAUUUUUUUCUUGACUGGAGAAAAAAAUGAUUCAAAGUGGGUUCAAACUUCCCUUAUGUUAAAAAAAACGAAUAGAGAGAAAAUGACCGAAAAAAGUCUUUAUGAUGAUUUCCUGGCGGUUAUAAAGGAUUUCAUUGACCGGGGUGUCACUACUCCGAAAUUGUGGGUUUUCGUUAUUUUUAGAGAAGUAGAAAGUUUCAAAGAGUUGGGGAUCCUGUAGUUUUUCACUGAAGUAAAUUAUCAUUAAUCAAUAAUUUUUUUGAGUCAUAGUUGUAUCCGUCUAUUAGAUCAAUUUCUAUAGUUAAUUAAUUAUUUUCUGAAAAAUUGCUACGAAGAAUCGCCCUUUUAAGGUUGAUUUUCAUUUUCUAGGUAGUUUUUUUAUGAUUUGAUUAAUUGAUUUUUUUUUGUUAGAGAACUUCUCAUAUGCUUUACGAUCAUUUAGGCGUCAAGAGUCCUCAAAACUUUUCACCUCAAAAUUUUUUUUGAACUCAUUUCUACUGUACCUUUGCUUGAAAGAGUGCGAAUUUUCCAAACGAAUACCUUUCACAGGAGUUAUCAGAACCAUUCCCAUUUUAAACUUGAAGAACGGCCAUCGAAGGCGGCUCUAAUGGAGGUCUUCUGGUGGCGGCUUGUGCAAGAAAAGCUCCGGAACUUCUUGGAGCCGUCAUUUGUCACGUCGGGUUGGUUUUGAAGGAUUUUUAGACUUUCAAAACUAAAAUAUCCAAGCUGAUUCACGGCUGGCUUGAGCGAUCGGAAAAAAAAAUGGUCCUGACACAAAGAAAUAAGAGGUAGUGCUUGGUUAGUGGAGGGCGCAGACAGGCCACGCCCCCUUAGAGCUCCAAGCUAGCCGUGUAAGGGCUAUAAGACAUAUACGAGAAAUUACAGUGAAAACAGCCGUAAAUAGUGAGGAAAACGCGCUCCGUUGCUAAUUUGACGAGUUAUCCUGCAAUUUUAGACGUUUUUCUUUCACUUUAAUCCAGAAAUAUGUUAGCUAAGAAUUUAUUUUCAGAUUUAGUUUAACAAGACUUUCAUGUUUCAUUUCGAAGUCAGAAAAAGAAAUCUGAGAUUAUUUCCGUUCGAUGUUUGAUGUACGGAGGCGAUGUUAAAUUAUUUAUCAAAAACUUCUUUCAAAUUUGUAAUUUUCGUGUUGAAAGUUCGAAAAUGUUCGAAAAAGUCUCGAAUAAUUCUCAAAUUUUUUUGAGAAAUCCAAAAAAAUUUCUCAAAAAAAUCAAGAAGAGAAGUUUUUUUCGCGCUAAUAUAUUGACUGCAAAGUAUUUAGUGGAUUCCGUGUUAACUUUUAAAAAAAUGUUUCUGUCAAGUAAAAUAACCAGGUAAGAAAACUACCAUAACCGAAGCUUUUUUCGGAUUCUUCGCUUUGAGACCUGUAAAGCAAAAGUGUACGAGUUUUGGCAUAGGUUGAAAAAAUAUUUCAAAAGCUGGCUUACCAUUUUAGAAUAAAUCCAACUUCAAAUCUGUGUCAUGGCAUUUCAUUAACUUUUUUUUCAGUGUUUUAGGUCUAAAGAAAUGAAAUUGAAACCAUAAUCCAUUUUUGAAGCGUUCUUGACAUGCUUCGGUACCCGAAAUUCACAAUUGGAUGCGCCUGGGUCCCUGAAUACGGAUUUCCGGACAAGGAGGAGCACUUCAAGAAUCUGAUGAGGUAACAUUAGAAUUUCUCUUGUUAGGAUACUUUUCCACAAGAAGAAAAUUUUCCAGCUACUCUCCUUAUCACAAUUUGGCCUCGGCGGACCUCCAGAAGUUCCCCCACAUGUUGGUCAUGACGGCGGAUCAUGACGAUCGAGUCGUUCCCGGACAUUCUUUGAAAUAUCUCGCCGAGCUCUAUUAUCAGGCAAAAAUAUCAUAUGUUCCUUGAAAAUGUUCAUUUUCAAGGCCAAGAAAAAGGAAGUCAAGGACAAGUUCUUCACGGGUCUCAUCACGACCGACGCUGGACAUGGAGCCGGAAAACCCACCCAUACCUUGGUGAAUUCGAAAAAGCCUUGGGAAUGGCUGAGAGCGUCGCGGCUCGCGUUGCGUUUCUCUAGUUUUUCUUUUCUGUUACAUCAAGUCGAACAGCGCAAGUAGUUUUUCGUCGGGUGCACAGUUUUGGAUAAGCUCUCUUCGUGUUACGGUCGCGUAGUUCUUUUUCGGAACUCUAACUCUUACCGUGCGCCCGACAAAAAACUAUUUGCGCUAUUCGAUAUGCUGUAAGACCGCAACGCGUAGAGAGCCAUUCCAUGCAGUUUCAAGCCGUGAAAUAAGAGAAGAAAUUUUGAUAAAUUUCAUUUCAGAUCCGAGAAACGGCUGUCUUCUUCUCAUUCAUCGAAAAUGCGCUCGGCCUCGAAUGGAAAGAUUGA
This is a messenger RNA of Caenorhabditis auriculariae, 4915 nucleotides long. The record is from the annotation of a GenBank genome assembly. Lineage: Eukaryota; Metazoa; Nematoda; Chromadorea; Rhabditida; Rhabditidae.